Messenger RNA from Capsella rubella, 3430 nucleotides. RefSeq names its product probable LRR receptor-like serine/threonine-protein kinase At1g56140. Lineage: Eukaryota; Viridiplantae; Streptophyta; Magnoliopsida; Brassicales; Brassicaceae. Gene Ontology annotation, molecular function: protein binding; protein kinase activity; ATP binding. The record is from RefSeq and is a predicted model, not a curated record. The transcript has 23 exons. Gene Ontology annotation, biological process: protein phosphorylation.
UUAAAUACAAUUAAGACAACAUAUAAAGGAAGGAUGAGACGUUUAUACAUGGAAUCUUUUGUAGUAACAACCGUUGGUUCAACCAAAAAACAAAAAGAAAAGUAAAACGCUGUCGAACGACGAUGCCCACGUGUCUGCUUUUCACCGUCUGGUUCCUGUUAUGUAUCCCAUGUUCGGUUGUUCACCAAGUUCGGGCUCAAAACCAAACCGUAGCCACUACUCAUCCCGACGAAGCGCGGGCUUUGAACUCCAUCUUUGCGGCUUGGAGGAUCCGUGCUCCGAGGGAAUGGAACAUCAGCGGCGAACUUUGCUCUGGAGCCGCCAUCGACGAGAGAAUCACCAUCGACGACAAAAACCACAACCCUUUUAUCAAAUGCGACUGCAAUUUCGAAAACUCCACAAUCUGCCACAUCACAGCCCUCAAGGUUUUUCAGAAAGAUGUAGUCGGAGCUAUACCUCCACAGCUCUGGACUUUGACAUACCUCAUUAAUCUGAACCUGGCUCAAAACUAUCUUACAGGCUCCAUUCCUCCUGCAAUUGGAUAUCUGACUCGAAUGGAAUGGCUGACUUUUGGGAUCAAUGCCUUGUCUGGCCCCUUUCCCAAGGAAAUUGGUUUGCUUACAGAACUGAAAUCGCUUGGAAUUGGUGUAAAUAACUUUUCCGGAUCUAUACCAGCUGAGAUUGGGAACUGUACAAAACUAAUGAAAAUAUACCUAGGAGUUUCUGGACUUAGUGGGGAAAUACCUUUAUCAUUUGCUAAUCUUGUAGAGCUGCAAGAAGCUUAUAUAACUGAUAUGGACAUUACUGGCCGGAUACCGAAAUUUAUUGGAACAUGGACCAAACUUACUAUCUUGAAAAUUGUGGGAACUGGUUUGAGUGGUCCGAUACCGUCGUCAUUUUCCAACUUAACUUCUUUGAAAGAACUGAGUCUUGGUGAAAUAUCGAAUGGAAGCACUUCUCUCGAAUUCAUCAAAGACAUGAAAUCUCUAACUAUAUUAGUAUUUAGGAACAGCAAUCUUACGGGGACAAUAGCCUCUAAUAUCGGGGAAUACUCCAGUCUCCAACAAGUUGAUUUAAGUUUCAACAAACUACAUGGACCAAUUCCAGCUUCACUUUUCAACUUGAAUCAACUUACUCAUUUGUUCCUGGGAAACAACACGUUCAAUGGUUCUUUGCCCACUCAAAAGAGCCAGGCGCUGACCAAUAUAGAUGUUUCAUACAAUAAUUUGUCUGGUAAUCUUCCUUCAUGGGUUAGCUUACCAAACUUGAAACUCAACCUUGUAGUUAACAACUUCACCUUGGAAGGUCUGGACAAGAGGGUUUUACCGGGACUAAAGUGCCUGCAGAAAAAUUUCCCAUGCAACCGAGGCAAAGGAAUCUAUUCUGACUUUUCGAUCAACUGCGGAGGCCCACAAAUAAGGUCUGUUAGCGGAGAAGUAUUUGAGAGGGACGACAAGGAUCUUGGACAAGCUUCAUUUGUAGUCAGCGAUAUUGAGAGAUGGGCAGUCAGUAGUGUAGGACUUUUUUCCGGAAGUAGCAAUAAUAUAUGGGUUAUUAACGCUUUGGACUCGGAGCUAUUUCGUUCAGCAAGGCAUUCUUCCUCUUCCCUAAGAUAUUAUGGGUUGGGGCUAGAAAAUGGAGGUUAUACCAUAACACUUCAGUUUGCUGAAAUACUAAUUUUUGGUUCCAAGACAUGGAGAAGUUUAGGAAGACGACUAUUUGACAUUUAUGUCCAGGGAAGACUUGUUGAAAAGGAUUUUGAUAUACGUAGAACAGCUGGUGACACUGCUGUCCGAGCAGUCAGGAGAGAAUAUAAAGCAAAUGUAUCAGAAAAUUACAUUGAAAUUCACCUUUUCUGGGCUGGCAAAGGAUCAUUUAGUGUUCCUGUAAUAGGUACUUUUGGGCCACUAAUAUCGGCCGUCACUGCAAAACCAGAUUUUACACCAACGGUAACAAACAGGCCACCAUCGAAGAAAAAGAAUAGGACUGGUAUUAUUGUGGGUGUUACUACUAGCAUAGGACUUUUGAGCAUCUUUUUUGCGGGAGUGAUUAUCUUCAUCAUCCGAAAAAGCAAAAAGCGUUACACAAAUGAUGAAGAGCUGCUUUUUAUGGACGUAAAACCUUACACUUUUGCUUACUCUGAACUUAAAAGUGCCACUCAAGAUUUCGAUCCCUCAAACAAGCUUGGAGAGGGAGGAUUUGGGCCUGUUUAUAAGGGGACCCUGAGUGAUGGAAGAGAGAUCGCGGUGAAAGAGUUGUCGGUUGGAUCCCGACAAGGGAAGGGGCAGUUUGUUGCAGAAAUCGUAACAAUUUCUACAGUUCUGCAUCGCAACCUAGUAAAGCUUUACGGGUGCUGCUAUGAAGGAGAUCAUCGUUUGCUUGUAUAUGAGUACCUCCCAAAUGGAAGUCUCGAUCAUGCACUAUUUGGCCAUGGUAAGUAAUGAGCAGAGUGAUUAUUUAUUUAUCUUUGUUUCUAUACCAAGCUGAUAUUUGAUGUUGCAGGAGGUGAAAAGACUUUACACCUUGAUUGGUCAACCCGUUUUGAGAUAUGCAUGGGAGUUGCCAGAGGUCUAGCCUACCUCCAUGAGGAGGCGAGUGUUUGCAUAGUACAUAGGGAUGUGAAGGCCAGCAACAUUUUGCUUGACUCUAAGCUGCUCCCAAAAGUUUCUGAUUUUGGGCUUGCAAAGCUAUACGAUGACAAGAAAACCCACAUAAGUACCAGAGUGGCAGGGACCAUUGGGUAUCUUGCGCCAGAGUAUGCCAUGCGUGGAUACCUAACAGAGAAAACGGAUGUGUAUGCUUUUGGUGUUGUGGUUCUUGAGCUAGUGAGUGGAAGGCCAAACUCUGAUGUGAGCCUGAAUGAUGAAAAAAAAUUUCUUCUUGAAUGGGCAUGGAAUCUACAUGAGAAAAAUAGUGAAAUUGAACUAAUCGAUCCUGAUCUGACUGAAAUCAACAUGGACGAAGUGCAACGCAUGAUAGGAAUUGCUCUGUUGUGCAUUCAGUCAUCUUAUGGCUUGAGACCACCAAUGUCAAGAGUGGUAGCCAUGCUUUCAGGAGACAUUGAGGUCACUGAUGCGACCUCUAAGCCAGGUUACCUAACCGACUGGAGAAUUAAUGACACCUCAAGCUCCUCUUUCAGCGCCUUUCAAGCUACAGACACAAGCACUUCUUGGGCCUCUUCCACGAGGUUUGUGACGCCCAAAGACAGUGACUUUAAGCCAAUGCUUGGACUCAAGAUCAACGAGGGGAGAUGACAAUGUUUCUCCUUCAUUGAUACUAUUUUCUUAAACAUUUUUCACUUGUAUUUUAAUAAUGUUUUAGGCACUUCAUAAUGAGGUUGUCCGCUGAUGGAGUUGAAUACUAGAUUAUCUAGUUGGAAGAAUUUGAUGAUCUUGGGAGGUUAAAACUUGAAAAUAACUGUUUUGAUACC